Molecule: messenger RNA, 900 nt
Organism: Guillardia theta CCMP2712
Lineage: Eukaryota; Cryptophyceae; Pyrenomonadales; Geminigeraceae
Exons: 8
Coding region: 142-900 (252 amino acids)
Source: RefSeq, a predicted model, not a curated record
AGAACUUCGACCAGUCUUGUCUGCGCCUUCUCCGCAACCUCCACUCCCCUCCACCUCCUUCGACCCCUAUCAGCCGUUAGCAAGCAUGCACUUGGACACCCUGGGGCAGCGCGUUCGCGCCAGCCCCGCACUGCUCAUCACAUGAUAUCAGAGCGAGCGCCGGGAUGGGAGGAGCGGAGAUACGAUCUCAAAGGAGGGACGGAGAUCCUUGUGGACGCGAUGGCUGGGAGCUGGAAGAUCAAGUGGACGCAGGACAACAAGAGGAGGGAAGCGGUCAUCGUGCUGAAGCAGGACGGGACCUGCGCGCCACCGAGGGAGUCGGAUGAGUGUGACGAGGAGGCGAAGCAGGGGUCGAACAUGCUGUUCGGGGAGUGGAAACUGAAGGGAGAGGACAUCAACAUCUUCAUCACGCGUCACGCGGGUGAUGCCUGCGAUUGGGCAAGGAGGAAGGUGGGAGUGACUGUCUUCGGAAGGUCAGCGCAAGUACGGCUGCUCGAUGAUCGUGUUCAGCGGAUCCAUAGCAAGCGACAACGACCAUCCGUACGGCAGGCGAGCAUCUCGAUGGUGAAGGAAAGUCUCGGUUGCUGCUGCGCGCUGAUCCUUACCUCUCCUACAGAUCCGGUGUGGUUGGGAAAGUUCAGGUUGGAGCAGCUGCUGGGGAAGGCGAGUGUUGGGAUGGGGCCAGGGGAGGCACCCAAGGUAGAGAGCAGGGCGUCUCAGGGGUUUGCGCUCGGAGGACGGUCGGACCAGAAAGUGCUGAAGCGAUUUUGCGGUCCGUGGGAGGCGAACAUCAACAUGGACAGCACACGAAUCUCAUGUACCUUCGGUGAGCAGGGAGGAGGGUGUGGAAGGAUGUGUUGGAAGAUGCACUGCGGAGAAUGUCCCGAGUCGUUGACUUGA